This is a messenger RNA of Leptonychotes weddellii (Weddell seal), 3067 nucleotides long. The record is from RefSeq and is a predicted model, not a curated record. Lineage: Eukaryota; Metazoa; Chordata; Mammalia; Carnivora; Phocidae.
AAGGUGGAGGCCCUCCCCGAGCAGGUGGCCCCCGAGUCCCGGAAUCGCAUCCGGGUACGGCAAGACCUGGCGUCUCUCCCAGCUGAGCUCAUCAACCAGAUUGGCAACCGCUGCCACCCCAAGCUCUACGAUGAGGGUGACCCCUCCGAGAAGCUGGAGCUGGUGACAGGCACCAACGUGUACAUCACGAGGGCGCAGCUCAUGAAUUGCCACGUCAGCGCGGGCACGCGGCACAAGGUCCUGCUGCGGCGCCUCCUGGCCUCCUUCUUUGACCGGAACACGCUGGCUAACAGCUGUGGCACUGGCAUCCGCUCUUCCUCCAACAACCCCAGCCGCAAACCGCUGGACAGUCGCGUCCUGCACGCUGUCAAGUACUACUGCCAGAACUUCGCUCCCAACUUCAAGGAAAGCGAGAUGAACGCCAUCGCAGCUGACAUGUGCACCAAUGCCCGCCGCGUUGUGCGGAAGAGCUGGAUCCCCAAGCUCAAGGUGCUCAUGGCCGAGGGCGACGCCUACACCACCUUCAUCAGCGACACGGGCAAGAUAGAGCCGGACAUGAUGGGCGUGGAGCACAGCUUCGAGACGGCCAGCCACGACGGCGAGGCCGGCCCCUCGGCCGAGGCCCUCCAGUAACUACCACCGGACCCUCCCCGCGGGGCCGUCACACUCCCCUCCCUUCCCCCCCCCCCGUCACACCCGCCCACCAUCUUGGUCACGAGCUACUGUCUGUCCCUCCCCAGGACCCGCGGGGGGCGCUGCAUGCUCCCAGCCCCUCUGCCUCCCCAUCCCACUCUCCGACCCCCAUCUGAGCGGCUAGGAGAGGGCAGCAGCUGGUGCGGGCUCUGCGCUGCCUCUCUUGUGCGCUCGGGCACCGUCGGGGGGCCUCCGCUCCCCCUCCCCUAACCCCCAGCUGUGGUCUCCCCACUCACCAGGCCGGGUGUGGGGAGGGGCCGGCCUGGGGGGCUCAGGAAGGCCCCCUCCCCAGGCCCUGGGCCCCUUGCUGCACCCCCUUGGGACUUGCAGGGGCCCCAGGGUUCUCAGGACCCCUCCUGCCACCACCUCCCAGUGCUUCCAUGUUUCCAAAAGCGCCUUCCUGUCUCCCUCGUCUGUCCCUGCGCCUGGGGGCUGGGGUAGGCGAGGCUGAGGAGACUGCCCAUUUCACAGCUGAGGGAACCGAGGCUCAGAGGAACUCCACCAUUGACCUAAGGUGGUGGGCGGUGGCGGGCCCAGUGCCCUUCUCUCUCCCCCACCCCGUGCCCACCUCUGUUGCCCCCAUCUGUCUCCUGGGGCCUGAGAGGGGCAGGUCCCGAGUCGGGGGCUCUUGGGGGCAGACCGAGGGUCUCGGCGAAUAGAACGAGAGGUUUCCUGGGCUCACAGAAGUGUGUGCGUGUGAGUGCGCGCGUGUGUGUGUAGAAGUUGUGCUUUUAAACAAAUGAAGAUAUGAGAGGCAGUAGGGCCAGGGCUGGAAGUCAGGGGAGCAGGCUGGGGGGCUGUUGCCCUUCCCCCCCCCACCACCCCCCGCCCUGCCUCCUGUACAUACUUUUUAAAGCAUUUUUUUAGCUAAUGAAAUAUUGAAGUAUAAGAUUCCUUUUAUUUUUCAAACCAACGGGACUGUGUCUGAUGUCCCCUUCGGUCCCCGGGGACGUGGCAGGCAGGACGGGGUGGGGGCUGGGGGCGGGCUGAAUGUGUGUGUGUGUGUGUGUGGAGUGUGGGUGCGCAUUUCUGAGGUGGGGACUUGGCCGGGCCUCUGCUUGGCCUCCUGUGGGUCUGACCAGGUUCCCCCCCUUGCUCCGCUGCUCUCCAGCAGGGCUCCAUUUAAAGGGUGGCCCUGGCCUUGGUCCAUUGGCUGAACCCAGCUUCUGGGGACGAGGCAGGGCCUGCUUCCAUUGUUAGCAGUUUGCAGAAUUUUCUCUAACCAUUCCUCUCUUUAGAUCCUCGCCCAGCGCGAGGGGUUUUGUUUUUUUUGAGUUUUACAUGUGAACUCUGGAGGGUUCUUUUUUUUUUUUUUUUUUACUCCCUGUCCCCUCCACACUGGGUGUCCUUUCUUCACAAUUUUCACCAUUUUCUCUCUAGCCCCGCCCACUGCCUCUCGUCUCCUCCCCGAUCUGACCGGCCUAUUGCUCCCAUUGCUCCCAGCGGCCUCUUCUAGAGGCAGGGGGAUUGCCAGAGGUGGGGCGGGGGUUGGCCAGCCCUGACGGGACCUUUGGAAUCUGACUUGGAGGCCUCCCCCACCGCCCAGCAGCCCCCACCGGUCUGUGAGGGGGUCCCUCCUGACAUCUCAUUGUGGGGGUGUGGGGGGGGUGUCUGGUCUGGCCAGGGUCCUGGCACUCUGCUUUCCUGGCCUGGCCCCUGCACCUUAGCCCUCAGCUGGCCCAGUGUAUGGGGGGAGUCGACGCCCCAGCUAAAGCACAAGCACCUUAGUCGCACCUCCCCCACGCCCUUGUCCUGGCCUUGACAUCCUACCCCAGCAUCGAUCCCAAAGCACAAUAUCCUGGUCACUUGGCAAGCUGCCGGGCCGGCCAAGGCCGAGGGGCCGGCCAGGGCUCCAGCCAGAGCCCACAAGGAAGGAGUCCCUAGGCGCUCCCCUCCUUCCAGGCCUUAGCAGGGGCCAGCUCUCUCGGACUGGGGUCUUCUCCCUCCCCACCCCUUUGUCCUGGACAGGCCCCUGCCCAGCCCCUCCCUGCCUUGUCCUCGGGUGGGGCUUGCCCCUGUCCCUCCUCCAAGCCCCUGCAGCACUGGGUUGGGUGGCAGAGCCCUCUCAUUUCAGGGACCCCAGGAGGUGCCCCUGGCUCCCGGGACUGUGUGUUUGGUGGGGGGAGGGGAGGGGAGGGGCCGGGCAGGGGUGCAGGGGAGGAAACUCCUCACCAGGAGAGCCAAAGACAGGGUUGUGCCUUACCCCAGGAGCCACCCCUGCGCCCCUCCCACCCCGCCCUCCCCACCUCUUGGGCGGCCUGCUGCUUUUCCUCCUCUCCCUCCCCUCCCCUGCCCUGCUCUGAGCUGCAUGGUCCCCCCACCCCGGGCAGCCCAGGGAGGAGCACGAAUGGAGAAUCACCAACCAACGCAAAAA